Paramuricea clavata is the source of this 2664-nucleotide messenger RNA. Lineage: Eukaryota; Metazoa; Cnidaria; Anthozoa; Malacalcyonacea; Plexauridae. The record is from the annotation of a GenBank genome assembly.
AGGUUGAAAGAUGAGAUAACGAUGACGUUAUUGAUCAGUAGAGUUAUGAAAUAUCUCGAGGACCACGAUGCUGCUCCCAGCAUGAUUUGCAGAGUUUAUCUAAGAUACAUUGAACAUAUUUACUACAAGGUUGGUGAAGACCACUGUAUAGAUUACAGAUUACAGAUAUUUCACAGUACACUCCCAGGGCUUUUCAGUGACUGGUUACAUUAUGAAUAGAUAGAUAGAACCGGACUGACGUGAAGCAGAUCGAUGUAGACUUUGAGCUUACAAAUGGCGCUUGAGCAGCCGCUAUUAGUCCAUACCUCAUUAAUGAUCUGCCUCCAGACCUAUGUGCCUAACCCACCCUGUCAACUUGCCCUGUGGGAGGAAACACGGAGUACCCGGAGAAAACCCACGACUUUCGGCAGAGCGUUGACUUUACUCUUUUCACAUGAGGACUGGGUUCGUAUCACAUUGAGAAAAUUCUCACUGAGAUUUGAACCCACGGCCUUAGAGGUGAAAGGCAAGUGCGCUAACCACUUCGCCACCGAAGCCCCUGUAUAAAGACGUGAGAGUGGGGCACCUCUUCAAACAACAUUACAGGGCCGCAUGUUCGAUUCCUACUGGAUGGCUUUUCGCGGUCUAAAAAUUUUAUAAAAUUUAAACUGGAAAUUUCCAUUUAAAAAAAAACAAUUAGUUCUAUCGAGCGAGAUGCUCAAACUCCUGAUAUUUAUCCAUGAGUCCAAAAACCAUGUUCACCAAAUUCACUUUUUGGAUCUUGCAAGCAAGCACGUGAACUCAUUCUAGGCUCUUGAAAAUACUGUCAGCUUCUCAAUGAUCCUUUCAAAAUAUGAUAAACAUCCCAGUCUAUCAAAUAGUUUUUCAACUUGAAAAGAAUGCCUGAUCUUUAUGUAAACACAAUGACAAUCCUCCAUCUGAUCGGAUAUUUUCGAAGUAAUUUCACUGAUCUGAUAUAUUUCCUCAGCUGGAUAUGGUCCGUGUGAAGGAAAUGAGCGAAGCACGAAAACUUAACAAAUCUUCUGAAGAGGAAAACACCGAGGAAUUGUCACUGGAUCAAGCGACAGCAUCAACCGCAUCACAAAUGGAAAAUAUGUGCAAGUUCAUCUACUCUAAGGAUGACUCGAACCGUAUCAGGACUAGGGCGAUGUUAUGUCACGUGUAUUUCCUCGCCUUGCAUGAUCGGUGGUAUGAGUCACGUGACCUCAUGCUCAUGUCCCACUUGCAGGAGAAUAUCCAACACUCGGAUAUACCUACACAGGUGGGUGAAGUAAAUAGGAUUCUGAUUGAUUUAAUCUCUCUGGACCUUUAGUAACACUUGAUCAACAAGAGAUGAUCCUUACUGGACCUCUAGGGAGAACAGUUUAGAACUGAUAGAGCUAUCCAGUAUAAAUAAAGUUAGUUUAGUUUAGGUUUCCUCUUGUAGGAACACUGGAUCAAUAAGUGAUGAUCCUUACUGGACCUCUAGGGAGAACAGUUUAGAACUGAUAAUGCUAUCCAGUAUAAAUAAAGUUAGUUUUGUUUAGGUUUCCUCCUGUAGUAACACUGGAUCAAUAAGGGAUGAUCCUUACUGGACCUCUAGGAAGAACAGCUUAGAACUGAUAGAGCUAUCCAGUUUAAAUAAAGUUGUUUAGUUUAGGUUUCCUCCUGUAGUAACACUGGAUCAAUAAGGGAUCAUCCUUACUUGACCUCUAGGAAGGACAGUUUAGAACUGAUCCAGUAUAAAGGUAUCUAGUAUAGAGUUAGUAUAGGUUUCCUCGUGCAGAAUAAACACUGGACCAAGUUAGUUUAUUUGAAUUCUUUUGUGUUGUGUAGAUUUUGUACAACCGUACGAUGGUUCAGCUCGGUCUGUGUUCUUUCCGUCAUGGUAUGAUCAAGGAUGCACAUAACGCUCUUCAUGAUGUACAGUCCAGUGGCAAGGCUAAAGAACUUCUUGCACAGGUUUGUGAUUUAUGAAUAUAUAACCAAUCCAUGCCCCCCCCCCCCCCAGGUUUUUUGUAUUUCUGCCAAUCCUUAAGGCCCAUUUCCACUCAGGAAAAUUUUCCGCGGAAAGAAAAUUUUGUAAAAUGUGAUUGGCGGCCAAAAAAAAAUAUGUGGGUUUCCGGUUUCUUCUUAUAAAAACUUAGGUAGGGUUAGGUCGAUUUUUAAACUUUUUUUAAUUUUCCUAACAACCGGACGCCAUUUUGUUUAGUCAGUGCUUCCACAUCCAAAGAUAAAUUUCCCUAAUAUUGCCUCAAAUUUCAAUUUUCCACAAACUUUUUCCUCUAAGUGGAUACACUUACAAGCAUGAUCCAAUAAAAAUGUUUAGGAUCGGGAUUUCGACGUCCAAAAGCUAGGUAGAGUCGGGAAACUGGAAACCCACAUUUUGUUUUUUUUGCCUUGGCCGACACAAAUUUUCCGUCGGAAAAAAAUUUUGAAGUUGAAAAUUUCAACUUUUAACAAUGAUAUUUUCGGAAAAUUUUCUGUCCGUGGAAAUGGGCCUUUACCGAAAAAAAGUUUGCACAUUUGUAGGGUUUAAUGCAACAGAGGCAGCAUGAGAGAAACCCAGAACAAGAAAAGAUAGAACGCCGUAGAUUGGUAAGUUCCUUUUUUGUCUAACAUGCUUUUAAAACGUUAUCGUCAGUUGUACGGUAAUUCUUUCUAUUUUACACUCUUGUGAGAAAA